CCCACGAACAUGAGGACCGCGACACUGUGCACCGCGGCGGCGGGAGCGCUGCUGCUGCUGCUGCUGGCGCUGGCGGAGGCUGCCGGCCCGCAGGAAGCGCUCUACGCCAAGUACGAGAACCUGGACGUGGACCGCAUGCUGCGCAACCAGCGCCUCGUCGCCGCCACCAUCAAGUGCCUCAUGGACGAGGCGCCCUGCACUCCGGAGGCCCGCGACCUCAAGAAGGUGCUGCCAGACGCGCUCAAGUCGGAUUGCUCCAAGUGCUCGGCCAAGCAGAAGGAGAACGUGCGAAAGGUGUUCGAGUUCAUGAUGAAGGAGCGCAGCGCUGAUUGGCAGCGCCUCUCCCGCAAAUACGACCCGGACGGCGAGCACAAGAAGCGGCUGGAGGCGAAGCUGAAGGAAGCUCAGCAGCAGCAGAAGUCAGCGGAGGCGGCGACGGCGGCUGCGUAGGCACCAGCGCACCAUCCCAGUUUCAGUCACGUGAUUCCCUACUUGUUAACAGAGGCCCGUCUUGCCCAAACUAUUAAGGGAUUCCACUCAGCUGGGGAGGUACCCAAAGUGAUGCCAGUCUCUGUCCGUACACUGAUAAACGUUCACAGUAGCAGUAUUACAUGCAAACAUCCUACCAACUGACCAGUCUGUAGUGAAGAAGACUCAGUCAUCUGAUGAUUCUAUUAAUAGUGUUAUUUUCUGUCACUUUAGAUGCAAUACCCGGUGGUGUUGCAUUCGAGUAACAAUGUCGCACGGUAGUUGCAAACCUUAAACACAAACUAAUUCCCUGUAUUUCUGUGCAUUCACCUAUAGCAGCUUAGCCAAGAAUAGUUUUAGGAAGGAAGUGUCAAUAGAAAAAUGCAACUGGUACGAGAAUCAAUGGUUUAGCUUUGUUUGUUAUUGAUAACUGAGCAAGAUAGUAAUCUCGCCACUGUAGUUAAAGCCAAUGAACUAGGAAUCAAACUUUGGUAGUAAAUCAGUUUCAGAGAGUUGGAAUACCACCAGCCCUCUUGCUCAAAAUGACACCAACCGUAAUGGACAACUUUCAAACGAAAAGUAUCAGCAGCUAUUUGCAUUGGAAACACCUUAAAACACAUUUUUCAUGCUUAUUACUCUGUCAUACCAUCGAAAAGGGAAUUCCUCUUUCUUUGUCUGAACUUAAAUUAACCUACAUCUGUUAUUCAAAUUUUUGUUGCUUUCUGUUUAUACUCUUCCCUCAACUCUAUUUUGCAUUAAAUUUACUUCUCCCUGCACUGUCAACGAGACAUUUGUUAAGCAAGACAGCGGUAUGUAUGUGUCCUACUAUUACCCACUGGGGUGCAAAGACUGAUCCUAAAAAUAUCUGUAGUCCUAAAUGUUCUAAUAAA
Schistocerca nitens (vagrant locust) is the source of this 1358-nucleotide messenger RNA. RefSeq names its product ejaculatory bulb-specific protein 3-like. The transcript is spliced from 2 exons. The coding region runs from base 10 to 450 and encodes 146 amino acids. NCBI's taxonomy places the organism in Eukaryota, Metazoa, Arthropoda, Insecta, Orthoptera, Acrididae. The record is from RefSeq and is a predicted model, not a curated record.